AUGGCGUCCCUUCCACCUCCCCGCUCAGCACCCAGCAGCUCACCGGAGUCUAGCAGCACCUUCUCUGAUAUGGAGUCCCGAUCGCGGCCGGAUAUCAGCCAGGGAGCCAGUUGCGAUGAGCGAUCCGCCGAAAAUCAACUUGAAGAACGCGCUGAAACCGAUUCCUCCGAACGCCAGCUACCCUCCAUACGUGACUGUGAUGCUGAACCCAGGACACAAAUGGAAGAAAGCGUGGAACUUAUAAAUUCCGACAGUGAGUGGGAAUCAGAUGUCCAAAGUGAUGAACAGAUCACGACGUCUUCUCCUGCGGAGGUCGCGAUAACAAGCUAUGAGGAUGAGCUUCGGAAAUGCUGGAUAUGUUAUACCGAUGAAUCAGAGGAUUCGCCCCUCAAUACAGAAUGGCGGUCACCAUGCCCAUGUGCUUUAAACUGGCUUGCGGACAUGGAGAAUACGGAAGGCUAUAACCUCCAUAGAGACGGUGCAACGAUGCUUUGCCCUCAGUGCAAGUCAGAGAUUCACAUGUCGCGGCCAAGUAACCUGAUACUCGAUCUUGUGCGCAAGUUUGAUGGCGCCAUUGGCCGCUUGGUGUUACCUGGGAUAGCAUUUACACUUGUAGGGACAAUUUGGGCCGGAUGCUGUGCACAUGGAGUGUACUCUAUGCACCUUGUCUUCGGCAGAGAAACCGCACUACGCUUGCUUGAGGGAGCUUCACACGGGCCAUUGAACCCUCGAAUAAACCUAGGACUCCCGCUAAUACCAAUAUCACUAAUAUUUUCAAGAACUCGAUAUGCAGACAGCUUGCUUCCCGUGAUUCCUGUCCUAUUUUUUGCAGCACACCAUCCAUAUCAACAGGAAAUGGAUCUUCAGAUAUGGCCACCAAGCGCACCUAUGACAUUUGCAGCACUACCAUACGUUAAAAGCUUCUAUAACAUACUGUACAAGAGAUUCUUUGGCAAAUUAGAGAGGCAGUGGAUUUCGACAGUGCGAACAAGAUUAAAUGCAGAUGACGGGCAUCAAGGCGGGCAAGGACAUGGUCAGGAUGCCCACAACGAUCAAGCAGACGGCGAAAUAGUUAUGGAGAUAGAGCUGCAGAUGGGCCUAAAUGGAAAUGGACGGGCAGCAGUACCCGAUACGGAAGAGGGGGAGCACCGGAAUGGUGAACAGCCAGCCAACCAAGUCAUGGCAAGGCGUCAGGCCGACGUACUCCGCGAAACGACCAACCUUGCAGAUGUCAUCCUUGGUGCCCUGAUUUUCCCAGCCAUCUCCGCCGGUAUGGGCGGGUUGUUGAAAUUAACCCUUCCAAAAGCAUGGACAAAUCCCCCUCCGCUAUUUGAGAGAAGUCGGCCGUGGUUACUCCAAACUAGAUGGGGAAGAAGCGUCAUUGGUGGCUGUGUCUUCGUCCUUCUCAAGGAUGCUCUCUCCCUCUAUUGCCGAUAUAAGCGCGCACGCUUGCACUCUCAACGGGUUAUAUUAAAUUAUGACAAAAAGACAAAACAGACUGUCUUACCAUCGUAG
Messenger RNA from Microsporum canis CBS 113480, 1515 nucleotides. RefSeq names its product RING finger domain-containing protein. The transcript has 2 exons. The record is from RefSeq and is a predicted model, not a curated record. Bases 1 to 1515 code for a protein of 504 amino acids. NCBI's taxonomy places the organism in Eukaryota, Fungi, Ascomycota, Eurotiomycetes, Onygenales, Arthrodermataceae.